Molecule: messenger RNA, 977 nt
Organism: Ananas comosus (pineapple)
Lineage: Eukaryota; Viridiplantae; Streptophyta; Magnoliopsida; Poales; Bromeliaceae
Product: hydroxyproline O-galactosyltransferase GALT3-like
Exons: 2
Coding region: 21-977 (318 amino acids)
Cellular component (GO): Golgi membrane
Molecular function (GO): hexosyltransferase activity
Source: RefSeq, a predicted model, not a curated record
GAUAUUCUAAAGCCGAGAUCAUGAAGCCUUCGUACCCGCAGCCUUCUUCUUCCACCCUCACCCUCACCCUCUUCCUCCUCCCCCUCUUCCUGCUCGCCCUCAUCUUCCUCCUCGUCUACCCUAACGAGUCGAAGCUCCAGGCAGGCCCAGCCACGGACUGUUCUCGCUCCUCCUCAGUACUGCACGACGCCUUCACCUACGGUAUUACCGUCAAGCCGGAUCUCCGCCUCCUUAUCGGCAUUCUCACCCUCCCUGACAGCUACGAGCGACGCCAGCUAGUCCGCCAUGCCUACUCCCUGGGCCAGCCAGCUCACGCUGCCCACGUUGAUGUCCGCUUCGUGUUUUGUAAUUUAACCAAAGAAGAGCAGCGCGUGCUCGUCGGGCUAGAAAUAAUGCAGUAUGACGACAUCAUCAUCCUCGACUGCCAGGAGAACAUGGACGGCGGUAAGACCUACACUUUCUUCUCCAGCCUCCCGAGGUUGUUCGCCGACGCCCCGUACGACUACGUGAUGAAGACCGACGAUGACACCUACGUGCGGGUCGCCAACCUUGUCGGCGCCCUGAACAGCAAGCCGCGGGAGAGCCUCUACUUCGGGCUUAUGACCCCGUGCUUUGGGGUUCACUCUGAGAAUCGGUAUAUGUCGGGACUAGGAUACGUGUUGUCGUGGGACCUGGUUGAGUGGAUUUCGAAGUCCGACGUAGCGCGGGAGCAUCAGACGGGGCCGGAGGAUCUGGUGACCGGCCGAUGGUUCAAAGAGGGCGGCCGAAGUGUGCAGAUGUAUGACGCAACACCGGCGAUAUACGACUACAUGGAGAUGCCGUACAUGUGCUACCGCCACGAGUUCAUCCCAGAAACCAUCGCCGUGCACAAGCUCAAGGGCAACUUGAGGUGGGCGAGAACGCUCCAGUACUUCAAUGUCACGGAGGGGAUAAAACCCUCCAACCUCUAUCAUCUCUCUUUAUCAAAAAAAAAAUAA